AUGGAGCUCACCGGUUUGAAGAAAACGAACAUAGAAGUAAGUAUCAAAUCAUUAACUCUUUGAGCCUCAUGAUCACAUGAUCAGCAUGAAAUUGUCUAUGUAAUAUUAAUGCGUUAUGAAACAUAGUAGGCACAAGAAUUAAGGACAUGAUCACCCGAGAUGAAUGUAACUGAUUGUUAAUAUAUUUACUCUUCCCACCACAUCUGUAGGAAAAGUAUAAGGACAGGAAAUGGGCAUGCGCAUUUAACUUGAGAUGUUUUUACGCAGUUGAGAUAGCGCGCUUAAGGCUAAAUCAAGCAAAACUAACAACGAGAGAACGACGGAUUUAGCAACUGACAAUUUCACGAACAACAAACGACUGUGACAAUAGACGGAUCCAAACACACCAAUUACAUUACGAGUCUUCAAAGCCAAUAACAUCACGGCUCAACUGACAGACGACCAAUAACAUCGCGACGUAAUUGACCAAUCACGUCAAUAACCAGAGUUUAAUACCAUCAAAGGACGUGGUAUAACUCACUUUGACACUGAAGAUGACUACCGCACAGGUUGUCGAAACGUCAGUCACUGUCAACAACAACAGUCUAGUCCUAUUCAGGACUACGUUCACCUGGAAGACCAAACUCAACGUACUUUUAAAACUUAUCAACUUAGUUUGAUUGAAGUGAUCAUAAUUAAGUAACUGCAUACUGUCAUAUUGGUAGUGGUGUUAGUUAGUAGGCGGGCAACUCCCGAAACAACAUCAGCUUUAAUAUCAGUCUUAGUAAAGUCUUGGCCGAGCCAGCUAUCAUGAGGGAACAAAGGAAAUAACUAAGUAUAUAGGCUAGGAUUGAUACGAAAAACUAGCGAAUAACCAAGGCAAUUAACAAUUAUUCUUUGAAAUCGAGGUGAAUAGUGGCAAAAUAUUUACCGAGCCGCGAAAGCGGCGAGGUAAAUAUUCCCAAAGCCACUAUUCACCGAGAUUGAGAAGAAUAAUUGUUUUAGUAUAUACACACGAAGUGAUCUCAACAAAAUCAGAAAGGAAACCAUUCAAAAGUAGGAUUUGAUUGACAGAUCAAAUCACGCGUAAGUUUAAAAAUAGAUCUUUGCAGAAUUUUCAAACAUGGCAAUUCACAAGUUUACUCAUUUCGCAAACAACAGCGUAAUGGCUUCAAUGGAAUCGCUAAAAGUUUGAACUGUUUCCUUAGGGAGCGGUCAUUAACUAUUGGGGGGGGAGGGUCGGUAUUAUUUCAAAGGUUAGAGCCCAAAAAUGUUAGCCCCUCUCAGGUUAACAGCCCAAAAAUCUUGGCCCCCUUUAAAAUGUGAGCCCAAAAAAUUGUAACCCUCCCCUGUGAAAAACUUUUGAUUUUUUUACGAACGUUAUUUUGAGACAAUUAUUUCACUGGAAUAAGAAAAAAGUGUUACUAUUUUAAUACACUAUUUACAAAACCCAAUGGUUCACCAAGUAAAGGGAACCCGUACAUUAAACAGCCCCGUUGUUACUCAUUGAAUUCCUGUUUUGUAGUCAAUUUCAAGAGUGAACAAAUUGUGCGUAUUUAAUAACGGAUCAGCGAGAGCUGUCUCUAUUCAAGAGAAGUCCGCAGCUCUUGCUCGACCCCUCCAGGUCCUGCAAGUUCGGCCAUAUUAAUACAUGUAAUUAAAGAUAGUUCCAGGGUUUUAAUGUUUUAUUUUAUUUUUAUUAAAUAUAGUUGGUUUUUAUAUUUAGACCAAAAUGGGAGGUACGAAAUGAAAAAAGCAGCAGAUAUCAGUACAUACAUGUAGUACUCACACGUUCACUGUGUUUACAGUUGUAAUGUUUGUCCUUAAUUUCUACUGAUUUUUUCGCACUAUGUAGCGAUCAUGGUCGAUCAGGAUAUCAAAGGAGCGGAAAUUUUACUCGAAGGCGAAAUAUUUUGACGAAUAUUGUUAGGUGAAAUGGGCAUUGUUUGAGAAAGACAUUGAUCCAUGAUUCAUAUCAAGAGUAACUGAGAUUUCGCGAAGGUGCAGAGAUCCAAAGACAACACGAAAUCUCUGACAGCAUACGUGCUAACCAUGGCAAAGUUCCUCUAAUAAAAUGUUGCUCUUUUGAUGUGUUUUUUUUUUUUUUUUUUUUUCCUCAGGAAUGACUGUAUUUGAAGCAAGAAGGCUUUUAGAAGUAUACAAAGAGUCUCAGGAAUCCACAGCGGAAAUGACAAGUCACAAAAAUGCGGCGAAUAGACAAAAUCAAGCAAGCGUGAACAAGGAUAAAAACCUUGGCUGGAUCCCAAAUCCCCGGAAUGACAUGAGCAGAUUUUAUAACGAAGUGUACGAAUCAUUUUAUUUGGAACGGGUUGGCUAUUUUGGUGGAAACAAGAAGGCCUUUAAGAAAGCAUUCCAUGAAGAAGCGAGAAGGGAAUACGACAAUGAGAAGGCGGUAAAAAAAAUUAGAGAGCAAUUAGCGCAACUGAAAUCUGUAAAGGAUCCUUCUAAGGCUGGAUUUCUUCUAAGAGAAAACCACAUUCUCAAGCCGCAUGAUUCAACGACCAUAACGCAGAACAUGUUACACAUAAAGAGGGUCGAAACUUCAAUCGAAACUUUACAAAAAAACCUAAAGGAACACUUAGAAAGAACAAUCCAUUCAUCAGGUAGAGUUUUAACAGGACAUAAAACUGCACAUGACUUUGAUGAGCAAAAGCUAACCGAAUUGCAGGGUUUUAGAAAUGAAUUACACACUUUAAUAACUAGUCUAAGUCAGCUCCAAGAAACCUGCAAAGCAGCAUUUAAGCACCCUUUUCUGCAAUGAAAAGAAAAUCAAGAAAAAGGAAACAAAAUACCCAAAAGAGUGUGAAGCGGAAAAAGGCGAGGCAUGUGGCCAGGACGACUGAGGUCCUCAAGAAGAUUGCGCCUGAUUGGUCGGAGGGUAAGAUUUGUGAGAAGGAGGAUUUGUGCGGAGACAUCGUAAAAGAACUUGGAAAAAGAGAGCAGAAAUGGGCGGUAGCUUUGAUGUUUGAUCAGUGCGAACUUUUGAAUGACAGCGCGAAAUCAGAGCUUAGAACAAUGUUAGGGUUUUCUGAAAGUGAGAGUAGCUCUAAUGCAAGUGACGGCGAUGAAAGUAGCGACCAAGACAACCUAAGUAGCAUCAAUGACAGCAAAGACAGUGAAAGAAAUAGCGAUGACGGGGCCGAUGAUAGUGAUGUAACUGAACAAUGUCAGGAGGAGGAUUCGGGAAGUGUCUUUACUGCAGUGGAAGCAUACGACAGCAGCAGUGCAGAAGACAUUGGCCCCUACUGGAACACAAUGGAAUGCACUCCUUACUAUGAGCCCAUUGAGUAGUCGUUUAUACAUCUUCACUGGACAUUGGCAAUAUGUUUGAUACCGUUACUGUUUAAGACUGAUUGAGUUUUAUAGCAUACCAGAAUUUGUUGAUUUUUUAAAAUAACAAUAAAUCAAGUGAUGUUUAUAAAAUUGUUCUGGGUGUGAGCUUUUUCACUGUGCAAUUAAGCUUUGAGUAUACGAUUCUAUGAAGAUUCUCUUGCCAUGCUAAAGUCAAUAGCACAAAACCCAUUUGUGCACAUCGCCCAAAGUUUUAAUAAAAGGCGCCCAGAAAUUGUAACCCUCCCCUAUAAAACGUGGGCCCAUAAAAUUAUGGCCCACCCCAAAUGGGCGCCCAAAAAAACACAGCCCUCCCCCAAAAUUUACCAGCCCUCCCCCCCCAAUAGUUAAUGACCGCUCCCUUACCUGAGAAAAAAAGUAGAGCUGUGUUGUUUUCUGUUGACUCGCCAAGUUUAUAGCCAAAAGGGCAUGUUGUGUCGUUCUUCGCAUGAAGUGCUGACAAAAAUGGCGGCUCGGUUGCUCGAGGUAAGAGGUCGUCUUCCUGUAUCAUUCUUUUUCCUGUUUACUUGAAAUGUAGAAUUUCUGCAAACAUUUCCUUUUAAAUUUGUUUGUCAUAAAUAAACUUCGAUUUUUGAGCCAAAAUUUUCUUCUUAGAAAACGCUGAGUUCACGAAACGGCUUCUUCUACGCGAAUACACGGGAGUUGUAAACAAUCCAUCGAGCACAAAACUCCUGCUACAGUAAAUUGAAAAACGCCGUAUUGAAUCCUUCCAAGUCUUUUCUUGCCUUAAAAAAAGUCAGCCCUAGGAUUUUGUCGACUUUUAAAAGAUCGUUCUCUAAAAAAAACGGGAAAAACACCGAGCUCACACAUUAUCCACUCGCUAGGAGGUGAAUAUUGUUGAAUAGUCCGAGAUAGCGAACCAAUCAGAUUGCUUAAAUCACCAAGAUCACUGAGUGUGUAUAUACUAAUGACUAUUAUACUUUGCUAAAAGAAAUCCAAGCAUAAAAAAUUGACCAAUAAUACAAAAUUUGUGGAAGAUGCUAUGUUUAAAAUGAUUAACAACAUAUCAAGCGUAAAUCACGAAACAGAAAUGUAAAAUGAUUGCUCAUAUAGUGUUCAAUGGCGUGACGACAGAGAAUUUGACGAAAUUUUGCAGAUUUUCUUUUAAUAACGCACUUUAAACAAAAGAAAUUUUCACAUGAUAGCUAUUUAAUUUCAAAAACUAGUAAUUGUUACAAUUUGGUCAAGUUGAGUUAAAAAAUUAGGAUUUCCUAAUUGUAACAUUCAUGAGGAAAUCUAGUGGUUUCAUUUGCGGAAACCUAAAAAAUGGAAAAAAAUAGGCUUUUUGCAAAACAUCCUUCUCGCCAUGGUAACGAUCAAAAUCUUACGUCUAAAAUGACAAAUUUGUCGUCCUUAGUAUAAAUGUUAUCUGUCCAUACCAAAUAUGAGCCUUAUACCAUAACGAAUCUUGAAUGACACUCCCAUCAUCAAACUGUUUUCAACCACCUUGAUUAAUUGUGGCUUUUUUAGUAAAUUGUUCCAUUUAAUGUUUUUUACUCUAUCCCUUGUAAUUCCUUUAUACAGCAAGUGUGGAUUGGCCGAAAAGGUGAUUCAAAGUGUUGGCAAAUGAAGACAGAUACUGGAACGAUAGAAGAGGGGCCGGACUGUAACGACCAAAAGAACUAUAUUUGUGAAAUGCCAGCGUCAGUAACAAGUACGUUUUGUAUCAUCCACAUCUAGAAGGUUACACUUAGCAUGUUAGUGCACAAAUAGGCUAUGCUCAAUAUGAGAGCCCUGGACAACACUAUUCUACUUAGCUAAUUAUUUAUUCAUACGGCAACAACCAUAUAAGACGUUGUAUAAAAAUUAUUGCUUUUUCUCUAAAAUUGGGCGAAAUGUGCAUUAUGUUUUUCCUUUUAGACUUUCGUUUAGUAUUUUCGGGUUAAAGUCUAUCAAAUUUUAGUGAAUAGCUUCCAAUAUGAUAAAAGCUCCGCUUCUAGGCUUGUCUAUAAGCUAUAUUUUCACCCUUUUGCCCCCGACUUUGAGGUAAGUGACCUUGUCAGCGAGAUACUCGAUGGUUUUAAAAACUUCUAUCUUUAAUUCUGCAUUUAUCUUUAGGUACUGUUUGUUAUGAGUACCCUAGCAGCAAUUCAUCUGUUCCCAUUACAGUCAACUGUACAUUUCCAGAAAACCUUUGUUUCAAAUACGACAAUACAACGGCAAGCGGCGAACAAAUCACCAUUCAAGGCUGUAUAUCCGCUGAUCAAUGCCAACAAUUAGAAGAUCAACAUUUACACUGUUGUGAAGGACAUCUGUGUAAUAGUAGUAAGUAUGAUGGACACAAAAAAGUUUAA
This is a messenger RNA of Porites lobata, 5645 nucleotides long. Lineage: Eukaryota; Metazoa; Cnidaria; Anthozoa; Scleractinia; Poritidae. The record is from the annotation of a GenBank genome assembly.